Messenger RNA from Haliotis rufescens (red abalone), 10259 nucleotides. RefSeq names its product RANBP2-like and GRIP domain-containing protein 8. Gene Ontology annotation, cellular component: cytoplasm; nuclear pore. The coding region runs from base 209 to 9652 and encodes 3147 amino acids. Gene Ontology annotation, biological process: nucleocytoplasmic transport. The transcript is spliced from 35 exons. Gene Ontology annotation, molecular function: GTPase activator activity; protein binding. NCBI's taxonomy places the organism in Eukaryota, Metazoa, Mollusca, Gastropoda, Lepetellida, Haliotidae. The record is from RefSeq and is a predicted model, not a curated record.
AGGGUAGAAACCGGUGCGCAACGUGCGAGCGGAACGCCGUCAUUUUCAAAGUCAAACGUCUUAUUCAGAACACAGUGAAGCCAUACACGCUGGUUGAGGGCCUCAUUCGUAGAAAACCGUUUGUGAUCAAGAAAAAUGGCGGAAAAUUAAAUGCGCCGCAUCCUCACAUGUUCUGAAGAAAAAGGUUGGAGGUGAAAAGCUUGAGACCAUGUUUCGAACGAAACAAGACGUCGAUAGGCAUGCUGCGAGUGUACUGGGAAGAAUCAAGAAUGAAAAAGAGAAAAACUCCAGAGGCUACCAGAUAGCAAGGCUGUAUUUUGACGUGUCCGAGUAUGAAGUUGCUAAAAGGUACCUGUCCUCGUUCCUGAGUGUGAGAGAGACGGUGCCCCAGGCACACAAGCUCAUGGGGCACAUCUUCUUAAAGACAAAUGAAAAGGAAAAGGCUCUGGCAUGUUACAAGAGGGCCCUGGAGCUUGAUGGCACGCAGAAAGAUUUGAUCAUCAAAAUUUGUGAGCUGUGUACGCAGGUGCCAAUGGAUCCUGAACGAGCUAGAUUCUGGCUGGAGAAGGCGGAGCUAACCUGCCCUGGGAAUGAUGUUAUCUUCAGACUGAGGGAGAUGAUAGCCCAGAACAGUGGUGAUGAAGACUUCCAGGAACUAGAAAACCUCAUCACAUCAGAAUUGACACAACGACCAGAAGAUGUAAGCCUACGAGUGAAGCUGCUACGCUUGUACCUGAAGUCGGGGAAGCUUGACCAUGCUUACAAUGUGGCUGUGCAGACUGACCGCACCAUGGCUUUCACAGACAGCCUGGAGUGGUAUGAAACUCUCCUUGAUGUCUACUAUGCCUACAAAGGGAAGACUGGCUGCCGUGGAGACCUACGAUUCUACACCCAGUUCCUGCACACUUUGAGGAAUGUCGUGUACCUGCGUCUAUGUUACAGGGAACCUGCUGAUUGUGCUGAGGUUCUUCACCAGUUUGACCAGGUGCUUCAAGAAGCUGUACAGAUUCCAAAACAGCAGGAGGACGACUGGAUGUCAUUCCUAACUGAGAUGACCGGCCAGUUCUUCUUCUCCUGCGGCACGCUGCUGCUGAAGAGAGCCCAAAAGGGUGGGCUGUCGUGGAAGGAUGUGAUCCCCCUGGCCUCCGUGUGCUAUCUUCUCAACAACUCCAUCAUCACAAUAGACUCGCGGUCCGAGUGGUUUGUGUCAGCAAGCAAGGACAAGAAGAGCAUGUAUGAACAUCUGCACAUGAUCAGCAACUUCCGACGCAGCCAGGGAGGCCACACUCUACAAGCACUGGGCAAGGGAGACACAGCAACAUGGACACAGAAACUGAGACAGCAAUACUGCACACAACAAGGCCGAGAAAAGCUGUACGACAUCGUCUUCACUCUGCCAGACAUGAGAGCAAAGAAAGACAGUUCCUACCUGAUGAAGAAUCGGACCUUCACGGACAACAUACUCCUGUUUCCUUCCCGGCGCCAGAUGCGAACCUUCGACUCGGGUUGCUACAGACUCCAUCCCCACAGUCUGACCAACUUCAUAUGGCUGGGUCUUCAACGGUACUCCUGUAAAGACAAGGCUCAGCCUUACUACGGCUUCGACAUCUUUGAGGGUUUGGUUUACAGUGUGAAAAACAUGUCAGUUGGUGGUGCGGAGUCUUUGUGUCAGCUGGACACAGAUGUGUUUCUCAUUGCGUCGGUUCGCUGUGCAGCAUUGAGGCACCAGGAGAUGAUUCACAUGGGUCACAGUGAUCCCACGCAGCCAGACUUUCUACCCCUGAGUCUGACGAAACCACUGUGUACACAGGAGCAGGCAGACUGGUGGCUGGCAGCUUACAAAUUCCACACUAACACAGUCAAGGACAACUUUUCCAAGAUGCGCCACACCCUGCAGCGGGGGAUAGAGACUGUCCGCCUCGUCGCGGGUCACGGGGUGUCUGUCAACCUCAUCAUCCACAUAGCCAGGUCACUGGAGGUGAAGGCCUCUGAGAUGAAACAAUUGGGGCUACAGUUCACAGUGAAUGUUACCGACACUGAGACCAGAGCAGAGUUUUACUGGGAGCAGGCCCUGGAAAUGUUGAACCGACUUGAUAAGAACCGGAAUCCCCCUGUGCCGAAGCACCGACUGUUCAAGGAUGACACUGACCAGGACCUGGACGAGGCCACCAUUAAAGCGCUCACCUCCGAGGUCCAGUACGCUGUUGGCUGUGCAGCCAUGAAGAAAAACAAGUACGAGGAUGCUAUCAAUAUAUUUGACAAACUACACACGCCAUAUGCUUCACUCAACUCGGCAAAGAUAUACAAGGUUCUAGCAGAGCAGGAGCGAUCUCGGGAUGCUCCUGUUGGAAGAGAACAACACCAGAUUCUCUUAACAAAAGCUCGGGAUGCCAUCUAUCGUACUUUUGAUCUUCUGCAAGGAGAUAAGAAACAUGAAUUGAACAAGUCGGUGCAGCAACAUUACGAUGAGAUUGAGUCUCAGCUGAUGAGUGUGGCAGAGUGGGAUGAUGAUGAAGAGCCAAGUCAGUACCACACUCCAACAGCCAUCCAGAUGGAUGGAGACGUGUCGUCCCCAGACCACAGUACACCAAGGGACAAGUCCAGGACCAAGUCUCCAGCAGCUCAAGUCAGCUUCAAUACAUCUGAUGCUGGCCGACACAUCAGACCAAGCCCAGAGCACAUGGAUGCCAAGAUCCGUUCCCUGGCCUACUCCCAAGAGUCCUUGGUCAAGAUGGUGCUUGCCCGCAAUGAGGAGCUGGUCAAGUUCAACAGUCAGCUUGUGGAGGCCCUGAGGGAGAACAGAGAAGUCAUCACACAGCUUAAGUCCCAACUUAACUUGAGCCAGAAGUACAACUACUCCAGUCUGUCUACACCUGGACCUCACAUGGCCUCACCCUACCAUCCACCUUACCCCCCUCCUCAGGGAAUGGCUCCUGCUCAGUUUGGAUACCAGAUGCCUAGUCCAGCAGGCUUACCUGGCUACAGACCUCCAUCUCCUCGUUCACGUAGUAGGACCAACCUCAUGGGACACACUGGCUUCAUGGGCAAGGAUGAGUCCAAUGUUGUUGAAGGGGAUGAUGAUGAUGAGAAUCCUUACUUCAUUGAUGGAGAGUUCUUUGAGGAAAGUUUAGCCCACCCUCAUGGGCAAUACUAUGUACCAGACUCACACCUUGAAUGGCCAUAUGGAAACAGGGCAGGCAUUGAGGGAAGCUCAACGGUAACUUAUGCUCCCCAGAACAGACCUCAGAUGCCACAAAGUGGCUUCUUUGCCUCUUCUCUGAGGGGACAGUCAAUACAGUAUGGUCAGUCUAACAUUGCUACAUCAAUGCCCGGUCCAGGAUACUUUUCCUCACCCCAUGGCCUUACGACAGCAUCAGCAAUAAACCAGACCCCCUCCCUUUAUGCUGCCAUCAUAGGCAAGGAUUCUCCUCAUAACAUGGGAGCAAUACAUGCACAGAUUCCAUCAGGAGCACCAAGUCCUGCUGCUCAGGCUAUUCCUCAGUACCUGGGUCAGCCAGCAGCCCAGCCUCAGCAUCAGCAUCAGCCUCAGCAUCAGCAGCAGCCUCAGCAUCAGCAGCAGCCUCAGCAUCAGCCUCAGCAUCAGCCUCAGCAUCAGCAUCAGCCUCAGCAUCAGCAUCAGCCUCAGCCUCAGCCUCAGCCUCAGCCUCAGCCUCAACCUGCCACAACCCUUGCAUCACAGAUGGCUCAGAAGCCAAUUUUCACAUCAGGAAAUUUUGGAGCUGGUGUUAAGACUGCUUCAACCCCUCUGACCAAGGCGACAAGUCCCCAGGCUGUCCCUGCUCAACCUCAACCUUUUGGUCAGAUGCCACAGGUGCAGGCUCAGAAUCUUGUUAACAGGGCUGUGACAUCCACUACUUCCCCCAGUGCGUCUACUGCGGAAGUUGUUUGUAUUUUCCAAGGAAAAGCAACCUACACAUCGAAGAUUGGUUCCAAGCAGGAAGGUAAUGUCAAAGUGUUCUUUUUUGGUGCUGAGAAGGGUGGCCGGGUUAGGAUGGAGACUCUAUCAACGAAUCAGAUAAUCCUCAACCAUGACAUUAAUACACUGAAGCUGGUGGCAGCCUUCACCCCGCAGCUGGUCACAUGGAAGAGACCCCAGCAUGAUGGGAAGGGAGAGGAGACUGUGAACUUAAACUUUGAAAAUGCUGAACUAGCUCAGAAAUUGAAGUCAGUCAUUCAGAGAAUCCAGGAAGCAGGGAAGAAAUCUGAAGCUUCAACUCCAAAACCAGCUGUGGCAACUUCAUCGCCAUUCACCAUCGCAGGCUCUCAGGCCUUUAAACCAACCACAACACAGACCCCUACAGGAUCUUCACCUGCAGUGUUUGGCCAGGCUCAGUCAGGAAUGCCUGCAUCAGCUGCCCUUGCAGCCCUGUCUGCCAAACAAGGAGAGGAGAAGACUGUCCAAUCUGGCGAAACACCUAAGCCAUCUUUGGGUGGAUUCACAUUCAAUACUACCCCAAUGAUCAAACCUCAGGAAGACAAGUCGAAAACAUCACCAACAGUCAAACUGAAGGAAAGUUCACUCAAGGUAACAAGUCCUGGAAGCGAAACGCCUGCAGCAAAUCAACCCAAGCCUUUUGCUGGAUUUACCUUUACACCAACCAAACCCAUAACUCCACAAGCACCAGUUGUAGCUGAUGCUAUGAAGAGAGGAACGGGAGAUGGGCCCUCAUCUGCUUCAACAGUUAGCUCUGCUUUUACUCUUGGACAAAACACUGGAAGCCCCAUGCCCAGUUUUUCCAACAUUGCUGCCAACACUUCAGCAACAGGAUUCUCUGGAUUAAAGACAGGUCAGCACUCGUUUCUGACAACCCCAGGUAAGGGAGAUGAGGAGGAUAAGGUUGAGGAAUAUGAACCCAAUGUUGACUUCAAGCCUGUUAUUGAUCUGCCAGACUUAGUGGAGAUGAAGACGGGGGAGGAGGAUGAAGAGAAGGUAUUCGGGGAGAGGGCCAGGCUGUUUAGGUUUGAUGCUGAUACCAAUCAGUGGAAGGAAAGGGGCAUCGGUGAGGUGAAGAUUCUGUUCAAUAAGGCUGCCAAACGUUACCGAAUUCUGAUGAGACGUGAGCAAGUUUUGAAGAUUUGUGCUAAUCACAACAUAACCAAAGACAUGAAACUGACACCAAUGACCAGCUCUGACAGAGCUUGGUGUUGGUCUGCUAUGGAUUUUUCAGAGGAGGAAAUGAAAAUGGAAAAGUUGGCCAUCAAGUUUAAGACUCCAGAAUUGGCUGGUCAGUUCAAAGAAUGUUUUGAGAAAUCCCAGGAUAUGAUGGAAGACUCACCAGUGAAACCAGUACCAGAAGCUAUUGGAAGCAGUGAAGUAGCUGAGAAAAAAGAGGAUCCUAAAGGAAAGAAGUCAUUAGCAGACAUGUUCAAACCUAAAACUGGAAGCUGGGAAUGUGAGGGAUGCUACUGUGUGAACAAGGGUGAGCAACUGAAAUGUCCAGCAUGUAACACAAUCAAGCCAGGCGCCGAAGAGGAAGUUAAGAAAGCUGAAACAACCAAACCUGCACCAGGUAUUUCCAGUGGAGGCUUUCAGAUUGGUGAAGGAGGAUUCCAGAUUGGUGGGGGAGCAGGAGGAGGAGGCUUCGGUUUUGGGAAGAAGCAAGAAGGCGGAGGAUUUGGUUUGGGCUCUGCAACGUCUGGUGGUGGAUUUUCAUUUUCUACAAAGCCAACACAAAGUGCUAAAGACUCUCCAAAGGAAACUGCAGUUGAUUCAGGUAGAGAGGCUGCUAAAAACAUCCUGAAGUCAGAUGCAUCCACGAUAGGACCCGGAGGAUUUAGUCUUGGAGGAGGUGGAUUCAAGUUGGAUGGUGUUGGUAUUGAUGGAUUCAGUUUCUCACCCAAGCCGUCCACUCCAGCAACCCCAGCUAAAAGUGAGCCAGCUGAUUCUACCACUGGAGGCCUCUUGGCUGAGAUGCUGCAGUCUAAUGAUCCUCAGCCCACAACAACUGGAGCACCUCCAGCAGCUACAUCUGGGUUUGGUUUUGCUCCCAAAUCAUCAGGAUUCAACUUUGCUUCCGCAGCUGAUUCUGCCAAGAAGGAUGGAUCUGGAGGCUUCCAGUUUAAUCUUGGAAAGGUCUCAACUCCAGUGAAGAGCCAAGAAAAGAAAGAAAGCAGCUCCCCAUUUCAGUUCACCUUCAGCCUUACCCCAUCAAAGACUCCUCAAGCCAAGGCCUCUGUGACGUCCCCCAAAUCUCCAGAAGGGGACUACUAUGUCAAUAAGGAUGGAGAGGACUCUCACAUCUAUUUUGAACCUAUUGUGUCUUUACCUGACAAAGUUGAUGUGAAGACUGGGGAAGAGGAGGAAAUAACCCGUUUUGAACAGAGGGCAAAGCUCUUCAGGUUCAGUGAGGGUGAGUGGAAGGAGAGGGGUCUUGGCACAAUGAAGAUCCUGGAACACAAAUCCUCUCACCGCUACCGAUUGCUGAUGAGGCGAGAACAGAUCUACAAAGUCUGCUGCAACCAUGUCAUCACCCCUGAGCUGGAACUCAAGCCUAUGGCCUCAGGUGAUGGGAAGUCGUGGGUUUGGUAUGCUAAGGACUUCUCAGAAGAGGAGGGCAAGGUGGAACAACUGGCUAUCAAGUUUAAGAACAAGGAGAUAGCUGACAAAUUCAAGAAGGAGUUUGAUGCUGGCAAAUGUGGUGAAAAACGUGCUUCUGCUGCUGCUACAGAAGAUGUGUCAGCCAAGCAGGUUGAGGUUGAAGCUCUGAUGACAAGCUCAACCAAGCAGGUUUCUGGUGAUAGUGGCAAUCCUUAUUACAAAGCUGAGCUUGAGAACCUAAGCAUAGAGCCCUUACAGACCAGUAGGUCUAGUCAGCCAACAGGGGAUGAGGGCAGUCCUUACUAUAAGGAAAGACUGGAUACAUCUGGGGUUGAGGAACAUAUGUCUUCUGCGAGUGUUCAAGGAAUUGGGGACAAAGGAAACCCAUAUUACAAAGCAGACAUUGAGAAAACGAGUGCAGAAUCUUUUAUGACUAGCACCAGUGUACAAGGAACAGGUGAUGGAGGUAACCCGUAUUAUGUACAGCAUCUUGAUGACUCUGAGAUAGUGGAAGAAAUGGCAGCUACAACUGUACAUGGUACUGGUGACAGGGGAAAUCCAUAUUAUAAAUCUGGGCUAGAUGUGUUCAGUGUGGAGUCUUCGAUGACCAGUUCGAACAUUCAAGGUCAAGGUGACAAGGGCAAUCCAUAUUAUAAGGCUGAUCUAGAAAAAUCCGGAGUUGAAUCCCAGAUGACAAGUAUGGACAUUCAGGGUACUGGAAACAAGGGCAACCCAUAUUACAAGGCUCAGUUGGAGGAAGCAAGUGUAGAACCCCAGAUGGAAGCUGCAAAUAUACAAGGUAAUGGAGACAAAGGCAAUCCUUAUCAUACAGCACAGUUUGGACAGGCUGCUGUCAUAGAAUCCAUGUCAGCCACCAAGGUUGCACAUGGUACUGGUGGUGAGGGCAAUCCCUACUACAGCUCUGAACUGGACAGACUUGUGGAUGAGUCCCUUCUGUCUAGCGCCAGCUAUGAAGAAACAUGUGAUGAAGGCAAUCCUUACUAUUCAUCCCAGCUUGACCAGACGGGUGUAGAGCCAGUGAUACAGAGCAGUAGCACCCAGAGGACUGGGGGCAAGGGCAACCAUUACCACACAGAACACUUGGACAGCUCAGUGGUUGUGGAGACUGUCACAUCCAUCACAGUCAGUCAGGCCACCGGGGAGGAUGGCAACCCUUAUUAUAGCUCUGAACUGGACGAGUUGAUAGAUGAACCAAAGAUGACAUAUUCUAGCAGUCAGGGGACUGGUAACCUUGGCAACCCUUACUACUCCUCCAAGCUGAAUGACACUUCAGGUGUGGAGUUCCUGUAUGUGGAGGAGGCUACAGAGGAACAGAAGGCCAGAGCCAGGAAGUACCUGUUGCCCGAGUCCUUCUACCUCUAUGAAAACAAACCCCCUUGUCCAGGCUGUAUUGGCUGUGAGGACUAUGACCCCAGUAAAGUCAGCGUGCCCAGCAAGGUCAAAGCCAAAUCAAAAUCUGAGGAGACAAGUCCUGCACCAACAAGAGCGUCAGUUCAAGUUUCAAGCAGUGCUGGUAGUGUUGCAAGCAGUACUGGUGCCAGUGAAGGGUUCUGCAUGUUCGGCCAGGCUUCAGGGAUGUCCUUUUCUACCCUAGCUGCACAGGGAGAUGCAGUUGGUUAUGCUUUCAAGAAAGAUGAGAACCGACCAUUCCAGUGGUCAGGAGCAGGUCAGCAGAUCUUUGGGACUUCCCCAGGAGGCAACAGGACCAAUGUUGAUGAUGAUGAUGUUGUGCAGAGUGAUGACAUUGACUUUAAGCCCAUCAUUGACCUUCCAGAACUAGUUGAAGUCAAAACAGGGGAAGAAGGUUGGGAGGUGGUGUACUGCCAGAGAUCGAAGCUGUUCCGAUAUGUGCGGGAUUCCAACCAAUGGAAGGAGAGAGCUGUGGGAGACAUGAAGAUCCUCAAACAAGAUGAUAAAUACCGAUUGCUGAUGAGGCGAGAUCAAGUACACAAAGUAGCAUGUAAUCAUCUGAUAGCUGGCAAUAUGACCCUGUCUCCCAUGUCAACGUCAGAGACAGCCUGGUGCUGGACUGCUCAAGACUAUGCUGAGAACGAGGCCAAGGUUGAACAGUUUGCCCUAAGGUUCAAGACAGAGGAGCUGGCCAGACAGUUCAAGAAGAAGUUUGAGGAGGUUCAGGAGCUGGUCAGGGCAACGGAAUCUGGAACUGAUGUACUUCCAGCAUCUCCAGCCAAGAAUACCAACAACUCGGCAAUUGUGUCCAAAAGCCAGGACGUCCCUGUGACAGAGGAGGAGGAGGAAGAAGAUGACGAUUCUGAGGAAGAAAGCAUCAUGUUUGAGAAGAGAGCUACGUUGACUUAUUUUGAGAAUGAUGAGUGGAAGAAACUUGGAAUGGGCAACUUGAAGAUUCUGUACAAUGAUGACCUGAACGGAAACCAGAUUGACAUGGAGACAGAUGACAAACAAAAAGUCUGCAACCAUGUCAUUUGUCGCGAACACUCAAUAAAACUAGAGAAUCAGAAGAGAGCCUGUAUGUGGAGUGCCCAAGACUUCUCAACAGACGAGCCAGUCAGGAGGGACUUUAAGGCAGCUUUCAGCUCAGUAGCUGCUGCAGAGGAGUUUGCUAAAUCUUUUAUGGAGGGUGUGAGCUUAGCCCGAGAUUCUGAGUUGUCAGAGAAGAUUUCACAUGAAAUGGAUACACCUGUUAUAUUUUCUCACGGCGAUGCUACGGGAGUGGGACGGAAAUUCAUGCUCCAGUUGUUCAAUAUGUUUGUAUACAUAGCAUUAGCUGUCACUAGCCCUAGCACUGUUUCUGGACUUGAAUUGAAUGAUUCUCCUGAUUUGAAUUUGUACUUAUCCCCAAUUCCUGCCCAACGACCAGGUCAAACCCGAAUCCUUGUUAGCCAAUCUGAAGCAAGCUCUGCAACCUCUAUGGGUGGCAGUAGCCAAUGUGAGACGAGGAUACAGCCAGGUGAAAGUGAGGGCAGCCAAUCAGCAGCCUCAUCACUAACAGGGGAGGGUGUGUCAGCCACUGAUGCUUCCUCAGUUGUUUCAUGUUCGCCUGAGCUGUCUGCUCUCUUAAGUUCAUUCUUAGAGGAAGACCAGAAAAGAUGAAGAAAAUGAAGGAUUAGGCAAAUUGAAAUAUAUGUGUGUACAAAGUGGAAGAGUAAUUCUGGACAAUAAAUGAAAGGUUUUGUUGCCACCUGACAGACCUGGUGAACAAAUUGUUUUUUAGUUGCUUGGCAACCCAAUGUCCAUACUAAGUUGCCAUGCAGUAAUGACAUCACAAAUCAUGAAAUUUGGUGCCUGUGUCCAUACAUGUGUGCGGAAUAUUUUGAACCUGAACUUGCAGGCAUUUUUGCCCUUGCUGUACAUGAUGAAAAAGGCGAAAUAUAUAAAGAUUAUUGUCUCACAGUGUUAUUACAUCAGUGUCAUUAAUAUGAACAAUUAGAUUAGCAAGAUGGUAUUAUUUCCAAGGAUUUCUUUGUCAUCUUUUAUAGAAGUGCAUUUCAUGUUUCAUCAAAAUGACAUAGUGCUAAUUCAAGAAUGGUAGAUCUAGCUAAGCUUCUGAAUUUCACACAUCAUACAAGUAAUUCAUGGAAUUUUCUGUUGUAAAUAUCAGGUCAGCAUCCUCAUCAACAUUCAUUAAACAUAUGUAUUGCUUGAAAGAACAUUGUUGUAAAUACAUGAAUAAAUAUCCCUGUUGUUACUGUUUACUGAA